Struthio camelus australis is the source of this 3731-nucleotide messenger RNA. It is a transcript of the gene GPR17, whose product is annotated as G protein-coupled receptor 17. NCBI's taxonomy places the organism in Eukaryota, Metazoa, Chordata, Aves, Struthioniformes, Struthionidae. Gene Ontology annotation, molecular function: G protein-coupled receptor activity; oxysterol binding. Gene Ontology annotation, cellular component: membrane. Gene Ontology annotation, biological process: G protein-coupled receptor signaling pathway. The record is from RefSeq and is a predicted model, not a curated record.
CCUAAAAUAAUCAGAGGACUCCAAGGAGUCUGUGUUAAAAGAGCUGGGAGUUCAGUAGCAGCUUUUAGUGAGCACUAUGAACAUAGGAAUAUUCAUACAGCAUACACAUAUCUCUAACAGCAGCAGCCUCCCCGUGCCAAGGGCUCAGCUGGAAUGAAGACUGCUCUUCAGUGCUGGGGUGUCCUCUCCGCUGCUCUCUUGUGCGACUGAGCUGAUAAUGCGCUAUCAGAGCUAGCAGGACACUAUAUAAAGGGGGUCCCUUCUCCACCCUCACUUGUCUGCUACUGUGUGCUCUUUUUGGAUCAUCUCAUUGUUUUCACCACUGCAGCUUCUUUUUGGUUUGCUGUCAGCAGAAGGAGUUCCCUGAGUUUUUCCCCAAAAGGACCCUAUACUCCACCCGUAGGACUGCACCGUAAAGAGGAAUUAAUGGUCUAGAAAACCCAGCUGAGCAGAAGGUAUUCAGAAUUUUAAGGUUUCUGCUUUGUACUCCAAACCCCGUUGUGAAGAAUGCAUGGCCCAGCAGAUCCCUCAAGCCUGCUCUUCAAUUGCUCAAACCAAUCAAUUUUCUUUUUGAAAGCUUCAGAGCAAUGUGGCAAAGAAACACAUCUGGAGAACAUCCUUUUUGCCACUUUCUAUUUCCUGGACUUUGUCCUGGCUUUUGUCGGCAAUGCCCUAGCUCUUUGGCUUUUCAUCCGGGACCAAAAGUCAGGCACACCUGCCAACAUUUUCCUGAUGCAUCUGGCUGUGGCUGACCUGUCCUUUGUGCUGGUACUUCCCACCCGGCUGGUGUACCAUUUUUCUGGUAAUCAUUGGCCAUUUGGUGAGAUCCCAUGCAGACUCACAGGCUUCCUUUUUUACCUCAACAUGUACGCCAGUAUCUACUUCCUUAUGUGUAUCAGUGUUGAUCGUUUCCUAGCCAUUGUGCACCCUGUGAAGUCUAUCAAGCUCCGCAGGUCCCUUUAUGCCCAUUUGGCAUGUGCCUUUCUAUGGGUUAUAGUUGCUGUUGCAAUGGCACCCCUGCUGAUCAGCGUGCAGACAGCAGAGGUGAACAACGCAACAGUCUGCCUGCAGCUCUACAGAGAAAAGGCAUCACGUCAUGCUCUUGUGUCCUUAGCAGUGGCAUUCACCUUCCCGUUUGUUACUACAGUGACUUGCUACUUACUAAUCAUCCGAAGCUUGAAGAGUGGGAACAGAGUUGAGAAACAUCUAAAGGAAAAAGCUAUCAGAAUGAUCAUCAUGGUGCUAGUAAUCUUUCUGAUUUGCUUCGUACCUUAUCAUGUCAAUCGCUACAUUUACAUUCUUCAUUAUGAUGGGACCAAAACUUCCUGCGAAACACAGCACACUCUAGCGCUCGGUAACCGCAUUACUUCCUGCCUCACAAGUCUAAACGGUGCCCUUGACCCAGUGAUGUAUUUUUUCGUAGCAGAGAAAUUCCGUGAGGCUUUGUGCAAUCUGUUUUGUGGUAAAAGGACUCUAAUGUUGCCUCAAACUUAUGAGGGUAAGACAAACGAAAGCUCACUAAGUGCCAAAUCUGAACUGUGAACAUGAUUCUUGCCACUGCUUCCACAUAAGAACAGCGUUCCACCAAAACCAGCCAAGAGAGCAGGCGGGCAGCUACACAGACAAGAAAUAGCCCACCUAGACUCAAACUCAUUCCUGAAGAGGGAAGUUCUGCCAUUUGGGAAGGGACUACAACUAGGAAGAACGCUUCUGACAACUGAGAUCACACGUUCUUGCCCUACUGAAACUGCAAACAGAAGUACAAUAACAGACCAAUUGAUUUCAAAGACGUGAAACUGAUGGCUGAAUACUGACGAGCUGGGAAGGGAACAAAGCGGCACUUAAACCGACAGCUUGUUCUUAAAAAAUAAAAUUCACCCCCUAAAUACUCAGCAAUGACUCUCCCUCUGCACAAAGCAUACAGCCUACUUUAAAAUUUUGUUUCAGGCCAGCAGUAGAGAUCCAUUCCCUGAAGGAGCCCUGCCUGAGGAGACAGAAUAGUAGCACGUCUAGUUCAAUUCAGCAAAUUCAAAGUGUUUAGACAGAGCAGACAGAUAAUUGGUGCUAAAUUGUGGCAAAGGGGGGGGGGGAAAAGCAAAACGCUGCAAUGCACCCAUCUAGAAUUAAGGUAGGAGUCACAAUUUUUAGACUGCUUGCCAGCAUUUAUUGCUGGAGAUGAGCAAUAAACAUCACACUACCUUUUCCAUCCGUCCUUUGCCCUGGCCUGAAGGCUUUAGGCGGACAAAGGCUGAGCAACCUUUACUGCAGUGCCUCUUUUAUGUAGUUCCCUGCAAAAUACUGGAUAUCCUGAUAACCUUCCAACUAAAGCAAGAACGGAAAAGUGCUGUUUAGCAAUAUAGCAUUCAUCUUUACUAUAUAAAAUUCUGAAUCACUGUUUUAAAAAAUUGCAAAGGUGAAAAGUGAGCAUCUGAAGAAGUAAAGUCCAGUUUGCCCAGAAGAGACUCUUAUUUUUGAGGUGUUUUAUAACUGUGUAAAUUCUGUGACUUACUUAGCAAGAGUAUGAAUUUGCUGCAGAUAAAGUAGGUUAGAGAUUAUCUUAACUACCCUCACUGAUACAAAUUGCCUCAUGAUACCUCAUGAUCACGAGGUACUAAGAGUAAUGGGAAAAUAUCCCAAGAGUUUCCAAUAAUAUUUUCUAGAAUAAUACUUCUAUGCUAUGGAGACAGAUGUUACUGGAAAUCACAAUAGGUGGGUUAUAUUUUCUAUGUAUAGAUUCACACAUACGUACGCACCAAUCCCUUUUCUAUGCUAUAGGAAUGAGAUCCUUACCUUUCAGGUCUGGUACGUACAUUACAAAAUCAAAUCAAAUACUUCAUCAUGCUUGCACUGCUGCAAACCAAGCCGCCUUCCCCAGAACACCCAGGAACUACCCUGGGUGCUAUGAAAAUAGCCCAGUCUAAAAAGUUUAGGUGUCAAAAGAAAAUCUAUUAGGCCCAUCUCUAAAAUCUAAGGCUUGGAAGUUGCACACAGGACUCAACAGAAAAGGGAGUUAGAGAGGGCAACCUGCUGGACAGGGUACCAAUAUAUAACCUUUCCUUUCCCUUCCUGUCCUUUUUCACCAUUCAGUGAAAAUACAGACUCCAGGAUACUACCAGGCUUUGUGCAAGAUAUACAAAAGCCUGAAGUUAACUGUGAAUCGUGCAACACUGAAUGUUAACUUCUGGAUUGUUUUAUUUUCUUGUCAUGAUAUGCUUUUGUACAAGUAUCCUUUUAGGUUUUUAAUUACUUACUUCUCAAUUAAACGCAUUAAUCAAACUUUAGGGCCUGUUUUUAUAUUUCUAUAUAUAAAAUGAAUGGUUUACAAACACCACAGGAAUCUUAUACUGAACAUGUUUUACUGUAAUCCUAGCGUUAUCCUCUCAGUCUCUUGCUAUGCCUUGAUUUCCUGCUCAGCAGCUUACUUGAUAAGCACCCGGCCCAGGACCACAUAAUCUCUCUGUUUCUCACCUGCUAUCCAGCAUUUUGCUUAAAAUCGCUUUCUACUCCAGAACCCAUCCACAAUCUACUAAUAUUUGAGUUUCUGCUUUCUUCCUAGCUUACUGGGUGAAGAACACUGUUCUCGUUUUUUCAUUUGCUAAUUGUCUGUUCCUUAAAGCUUCUUCUGCACCUUUACAAGCUUCACCUCCAUGUUUACAAGCAACUAACCACUCUCAACUUCGCACUACUGUAUCAACAACAACAUACUGACAAAAGCUUUAGUGCUCCCGCUC